Penicillium verhagenii is the source of this 1071-nucleotide messenger RNA. RefSeq names its product aldo/keto reductase. Gene Ontology annotation, cellular component: cytosol. NCBI's taxonomy places the organism in Eukaryota, Fungi, Ascomycota, Eurotiomycetes, Eurotiales, Aspergillaceae. Gene Ontology annotation, molecular function: aldose reductase (NADPH) activity. The transcript has 2 exons. The record is from RefSeq and is a predicted model, not a curated record. The coding region runs from base 1 to 1071 and encodes 356 amino acids.
AUGAAUUCGGUUGCAGCAUUUCGCAUGCUAUUACUUAAGAAACCCCUCACCUCGGCUUUCUGCCAGUCAAAGUCAAUUUCUCGCACCAUCACGACCCGAGCAACCUCAUACACACUGAACACGGGACACAAAAUCCCCGCACUGGGCAUCGGCACAUUCGGAGACGCAGAUUCCCAAGAAGCCAUAGUCACGCAAGCCUUGGAAAAGGGUGUCCGUUUCAUUGAUACGGCCCGCGUAUACGAUGUCGAAGUACAAGUAGGGAAGGGCAUGAAACGCAGCGGCGUUCCACGCGAAGACGUGUUUCUCGCUACAAAGCUCUGGUGCUCGGACUAUCACCCCGAGGACGUGGAGCGUGCUUUGGAUGACUCGCUGCGUGAUCUCGAUACCCCUUAUGUCGAUUUGCUUCUCAUGCACUACCCAUGCACUUUCAAGCGCGGACGUGAUCGGUUCCCUCGCGAUGCGAACGGGAGGAUGAUCAAAGGGGAGACCAGCUAUGUGGAUACUUGGAGGGCUAUGGAGAGUUCGGUUCGGUCUGGUAAGGCCAAGUCUAUUGGAGUCUCCAAUUUCAGUAAAUGCGAAAUCGAGACCUUGAUGAGGGAUACAACGACGGUCCCGGCUGUUCAUCAAAUGGAGGUUCAUCCCUAUCUCCAGCAGAAGGAGUUCAACGAUUGGUUACAAGAAAAGGAAAUCCACGUCGUCCAGUUUAGUCCCCUGGGCAACAUGAACGAUUUCUACCGACAAACAGGCUGGAGCAAAGAGAUUGCACACAUGAUGCGCGUAAUCGAUCAGCCCAUUCUCAAAGAGAUCGCGCAAAAAUACAACAAGAGCCCGGUUCAAGUGGUUCUUGCGUGGGGGAUCAAUAGUGGGCGAAGUGUUAUUCCGAAGAGUGUGAUCGAUUGGCAGGUGGAUGAGAAUCUGGCUGCUGAUUUCCAGUUGCAGGAGGAGGACAUGCUUCGGAUUGCGACGCUGGACGCGAAGGCGAGGUUCAAUGAUCCUAGUCUGGAUUAUGAGUGGAGAUUAUACUCUGAUUUGGAAGGAAUUGACGGGACGGUUCGAGGAAAGACCCAUUAG